This is a messenger RNA of Clunio marinus, 186 nucleotides long. Lineage: Eukaryota; Metazoa; Arthropoda; Insecta; Diptera; Chironomidae. The record is from the annotation of a GenBank genome assembly.
AUGAUAAGAAAUACCAAAAAACAAAAGGGAGAAGAAAGAGAAAACUUAGUUAGUUCAGAAAAAAUGAUUGAAAGUAUGCAACAGAAAGUCAGUUGCACAUCGAUUGCAACCACUGCAAAUAUUUCAAGGUCUAAGCCCACAAGAAAAUGUGACCAAUUUCAAAAGCAUAAACAAAAAAAAACUUAA